Molecule: messenger RNA, 357 nt
Organism: Aspergillus novofumigatus IBT 16806
Lineage: Eukaryota; Fungi; Ascomycota; Eurotiomycetes; Eurotiales; Aspergillaceae
Exons: 1
Coding region: 45-260 (71 amino acids)
Source: RefSeq, a predicted model, not a curated record
GACGGCCGACUGACGGGGUAGAAUUAGGCGAGCGUCAAAAGCACAUGACACGUAGCCGGCCGUCCGUCGGCGUUGUCCGCUCUUGGCCGGGGGCUAGGGCCCUUGGCAGAUCUUGGACGUCAGCCCCUAGCCCGCUAUCGCUAGCAUCGAUGGCAACAGGUGCGCGUGGAAUGACGAGUAUGCCCGCAGAAGACGGACUCUGCGAGACUGUAGCUGAGUCCACGUGGAAAGUUACUUUGUGUACGUUUGGGCCUGGCUAGGUACAGUCAUUUACGGAAUCUCCUGGAAUUCUGAUUUGACCAAUCAGAAGCUGAGAAGUGGCCUAUUCAGGAUUCAACACCUCAAUUAAAAUUUAAC